Molecule: messenger RNA, 2977 nt
Organism: Drosophila biarmipes
Lineage: Eukaryota; Metazoa; Arthropoda; Insecta; Diptera; Drosophilidae
Product: mucin-5AC
Exons: 3
Coding region: 1-2928 (975 amino acids)
Molecular function (GO): protein binding
Source: RefSeq, a predicted model, not a curated record
AUGACAGCCAUUCUACUGCCACUUGCAUUCGCCCUGCUCGCCGCAGCUCGGGCCUGGGAUUACGGGGUUCCUUACUACCCAGCACCGCGCUAUGCCGAGUAUCAGCAGCCAUAUGACUUGCCGUGUCCGCCGUCGGGUCCCGAGAGUCUGGUCUGUGCCGGGGCUCCCGGUGCCCAGCCAUCCACCUUUCCCAGUCCCUGCGAGGUCCAGCGUUUCCGAGCCCUCACGGGCAUAAACUGGGAGAUCAUCCAUGAGAACAGGUGCGAAACCUUGGAGGUUUGUCCGGAUAACUGCCAGGACCAGUACAGUCCGGUUUGCGGAAAGUACAAGGAUACCAGGCGAAACUACAGGAGUGAGUGCGAGCUGCAGCUGGUCAAGUGCCGCACAGGACAUCCUUGGAGAAAGCAGCACGAUGGCCCCUGCGAAAGUAGGUAUCCAGUCGCCCAGUCACCUCGCGCUCAAAACUACAAUCCCUAUGCGAUCAACCCUUACCAACCGAACUAUGGAUCUUCCGGAUCGUAUAACCCUUAUGCACCAGUUCCACCCCAAGGACCCUACAGAUCCCAAGGACCUUAUGGAUCUCAAGGACCUUACGGAUAUCAAAGAUCAUCUGGACCCUACGGGCCCUACAGUCCAUAUGGAGCGCAAUCUCAGCCUCAAGGCUAUCCACAAAGCUCAUUCGUAUCCCCGAAACCCGCCUACGAGGCACCAGUCUAUCACCCGUAUGAGAUUUCCUGGGAAAACAUACCCACUGAGUCCGAGUACGCCAUAGCCGCCAAACCCUAUACAAAUCCGACCUACGAGGAAACGCCAACCGCCUAUCCCACCACUACUUCCACCACAAGCAGUUCCACAACAACCACUUCCACAACAAGCACUUCCACCACAACCACUUCCACAACCCCUAAAACAGAGGAAACCACCACAGAGGCCCCAAGUGUUACUUCAAACCCCAGGCAGAAUAUAAAGGUGAAUGCCGUGAUUGAAGUGCCAGCCAACACAACCACCCAAAAGCCCUCUACGACGGCUGCCCCAACUGAAGCCCCAACUACACAGACAGAAGAAGCCACGGAGCCCAGUUCCACGGUGUCCAGUGUCACUGCUCCUCCUUUGAAGAAAUACGCCACGACGGCUUCUCCACAGCAUGCAACAACCACAGCAAGGCCCUCAAAGCCUGCCCUAUCCAUAAAUGCCGUCAAGGAAGUUGAAGUUACCACUGAGCAGCAAACUAGCACAGAAUCAAGCACAGCCAAGGCCAAGCCCACCUAUAAAUCAAGCCCAUCCUAUCAAUCCCGCAACAUUUAUAAGGCACCUUCAGUCUCUAGUUCCACGGAAGCUCCUCAGGAUGAAGACACUACUACGGAGUCUUUGGAUAAGCUCAUAAAAAUAAAUGCAGUGGAAGUGACCACCCAGAAGAAACCUGAAGAGACCACAGUGGCGAAGACCAAAGCAGCAAAGACUUACCCAUCAUAUCCCACUUAUCCAUCCUCAAGUGUCUAUAAAACUUACCCAGUCUAUGGCACUACGGAAGCUCCUGAGGAAGAAACCACUCAAGAGGCUUUAGAUAAGAUUCUCAAGUUAAAUGCAGUGGAAGUGAGUACUGAGGAGAAUCUUGAAGAUUCCACUCAGGCGGAGACUACCUCGGAACCUAGCACUACUAAAGCAGCAAAGACUUACCCAUCAUAUCCAACAUACCCAUCUUCAAGUGUCUAUAAAACUUACCCAGUCUACGGAUCUUCUGAGGCUCCAAAGGAGGAAGAAACGACUCCAGAGUCUUUAGAUUCGAUUCUUAAAGUAAAUGCAGUGGAAGCUAGUACUGAAGAGCAACCCGAAGACACCACAGAUGCGGAUACUACCUCAGAACCUAGCACUACUAAAGCAGCAAAGACUUACCCAUCAUACCCAUCUUCAAAUGUCUAUAAAACUUAUCCAGUCUACGGAUCUUCUGAGGCUCCAAAGGAGGAAGAAACCACUCCAGAGUCCUUAGAUUCGAUUCUUAAAGUAAAUGCAGUGGAAGCUAGUACUGAAGAGAAUCUCGAAGACACCACUGAGGUGGAUACUACCUCGGAAUCUAGCACUACAAAGGCCUCACCGACUUACCCAUCAUAUCAAACUUAUCCAUCCUCAAAGGUUUAUAAAACUUAUCCAGUCUACGGCACUACGGAGGCUCCUAAGGAUGAAGACACCACUCCAGAGUCUAUAGAUAAGGUUCUUAAAUUAAAUGCAGUGGAAGUUACUGAGGCGGAGACUUCAUCGGAACCUAGUACCACUAAAGCGGCACCGACCUACCCAUCAUAUCCAACUUAUCCAUCCUCAAAGGCUUAUAAAACUUACCCAGUCUACGGGUCUUCUGAGGCUCCACAGAAGGAAGAAACGACUCCAGAGUCUUUAGAUUCGAUUCUUAAAGUAAAUGCAGUGGAAGCUAGUACUGAAGAGCAACCCGAAGACACCACAGAUGCGGAUACUACCUCGGAACCUAGCACUACCAAAGCAGCGAAGACUUACCCAUCAUAUCCAACAUACCCAUCUUCAAGUGUCUAUAAAACAUAUCCAGUCUACGGCUCUACUGAAUCUUCGAAGGAUGAAGAAUCAGAGGAUGACGAAACUACUGGAAGCUCUUUGGAUAAGGCCAUCAAGAUCAACGCAGUUUCGGAGUCCCAAAACGAAACAUCGACAGAGCCCAGUCUAAGCUCGACCUCUGCACCUACUGAAGGGCAAGAAGGACUUACAACGGAUACACCAAAUGUGGCCAAUAGCUCGGAGACUGACUCAAGAGAUAUCCCGGAAAUCGUGAAGACCGAAAGUGUCAGUAAGAAUGGAACGGUGGUUAAUUUGGAGGUGACCUGCAAACGAGAGUCCAAGAAGCUGAAACUGGAUACAAGUAGUUCCGACCGUAGCAACAUAUAUUUUAUAUUCUUAGGCUGCUAAAACAAUUUUAUAAUCCAUAACCCAUUCACCAUUUAAUACAAUGUAGCUG